Messenger RNA from Cylas formicarius (sweet potato weevil), 4296 nucleotides. RefSeq lists its product as uncharacterized. The transcript has 11 exons. The record is from RefSeq and is a predicted model, not a curated record. The coding region runs from base 91 to 1200 and encodes 369 amino acids. Lineage: Eukaryota; Metazoa; Arthropoda; Insecta; Coleoptera; Brentidae. Gene Ontology annotation, cellular component: extracellular region.
GGGUAUUAGAAAAAGUACUUACUUGAAAUUCUAGUUACGCACGACAAACCCGUAGAAUAUCCACGGCAGACUUUGAGGUAAGCAGCGAAAAUGAAUUCGCUUGUGUGUGUUGGCCUAUGGUUGUGCGUUGUAUUGGCUUGCGCAUUCGCAGAAUGUGGAAAAGUUUUUGACAAUAAAGUGACAGCAGAUGAUGAAAAGCAGAUAGUUAACAAACACAACCAGUUGAGAAAACUUAUAGCCAAUGGACUGGUCCCGGGCCAACCACGGGGUGUUAAUCUUAAAAGAUUGAAAUAUGAUCACCGUUUGGCGGCAGCAGCCCAAGAAAUUGCAAAUACUUGCGUAUUCGCUCAUAAAACGGUAUCCGAUGGUAGAUGGCAUGCAGUAGGGCAAAAUCUUUUUUUGCACAUGUCAACGGGGAAAGAUUUCAAGAAAGAUUGGGAUAGAUCCGUGCAAGAGUGGUUUGACGAGCACAAGAUGUACUCUUAUAGAUCUAUAUUUUCUAUGGGCACGGGGCAUUAUACUCAGGUUGUCUGGGCUAAUACGGAAUACGUCGGUUGUGGAUAUACAUUUUCUGGCAAAAAUUCGUCAUUUUGGUAUCAAAAGCUGUAUGUUUGCAAUUACGGACCAGCAGGGAAUUAUAUUGGCGAGUUGCCUUACAAGACGGAUCAAGGACUAAAUAAAGAACAGGAAAAGUAUAUAUUAGCUAAGCACAACAAAGUAAGAAAAUUGAUUGCCAAUGGCAAAGUUCCCGGACAACCAAGAGGAAUUAAUUUAAAAAGAUUGAAAUACGACGCCAGUAUUGCUAAGGAAGCCCAGCGGAUUACGGAUACUUGCGUGUUCAGUCAUAUGGAAGUAAAAGACAAUAGGUUUCCUGGUGUAGGACAAAACCUUUAUCUGGAGCGGUGUUCCGAGAAAAGUAGUCGAAAAAACCUGGGUCGGGCUGUACAGGCGUGGUUUGAAGAACAUAAAUUUUAUAAUUAUUCGACGAUACGAGACGUACCAUAUUUUAAAAAAAUUGGACACUACACACAGCUCGUGUGGGCCAACACCGAAUAUCUGGGGUGCGGAUAUACAUCUUACUCUGACGAAGAAAUGAUGGCGGACUAUAAAUACAUUACCUGUCAUUAUGGACCAGGAGGCAAUAUCUUGGACGAGUUACCGUACGAGACUGGAGAAUCGGGAUGCGAAAAUUUAUGUUAAUCGAUAUGUGAGAAUUUUCGAGGAGCACAAACAAAGAGAUUACAUAUUGAAAUAGAAUGUAUCUACCUAUUCCAAUAAAGUUCUUAUAUUGGUGGUAUACAAUGUCCUCUCUCUCUUUCUCUCUCUAGCUUCCUACCAUUCUCGACUCACCUAGGCCAGCCUUGCUAGUGAUGAUGUCUCCAUUCCCGCGAUGAGAUCCGCUCCCGUUCCACAUGCCAGUCUUUGUUCCGGAGUUCAUACGCGAAGGCACGGCAAACCACAUCGCGACGAAGGAUCUGGCCUCCGUGCGUUCGAUAGCCUUGCUGAAUGACAUGGGCAGCAGUUUCCGGUACCACGCAUCCAGCUUAGCAUUGGACCUCCUGGCGUGCUCUCUGGUCCCCCCCUACUGACCCGCAUAUGGGACGAGAGUGAGUUACUUCUGAGCAGGUUGUAUUGCAGGUAUUCCCCUCUAGCCCGAAGACAGGCCAGGGAGGGGCCUCCAGCCUAACUAUUGAAGAGAGGUGUAGUUCUAUAGGUCUUCUGAUUACUCCUCCCCGCCGCCACGGGACCCUACUCUAGCUCUAAGUGCGACAGGAAGUUGAAGUGGUUGAAACAAACAUAACAAAAAUAAGAGAGGGUGUAAUGUUGGUCACCGAACCGCCUGCCUGUAUUGCGGGCUGAUUUUCAAGACCUUCACGACAGUCCGCUUACACGAAAGAAAGACAACCCCGCCGAAUACAAAAAGGCGGACGAAGAGAAACUCGGGAAACCCGAAACUGAUAUCAUCUCAAUUAUGGCAACGAUAGAAACGGCUGCGCUUAAGAACGAAGUUGCCUCAGCCUUCAUGACCACCAUGAUCUGGAGUUCCUCGCGCUGCCAUUGAAAUUUUGCGACUGGGCACUUUCAGCUUCUCGUUUGUAUCCUCGUAAUGUGCCCGUCAUCGGUGCACACGACAGUCCGGACUUGGUGAUAAACGGUCUACCGCACAUGGUCCUGCAGUGUCCGGCCUCAGUGGUCCUAGUUCUCUAGCAACGGACAAUCACCUGGAAGAGCCUUAAACCUUGUCAAAGGUCUACCCGCCCGCCGCGAGACUAGCGCGUUCCUCCGAGCAGCCAGUCAUAGCAGGAGGAAAGGGCAGCGUGACGUAGAGCUCCAUGCGCCCCCAACCCAAGUGGGGCACUUAGAACGCCCGUACACUUUAGCGAGUAAUAUACAACCCCCGAGAGAGUCAGUCGUAGUUAACCUGGCGGCUGUCUCGCUGCUAUUCGUCCGGUCCUUCACUCACGAAAACAGCUACCAACUAAGAGCUUCUGACCAGGGGCUCCAUUAAUUUCCGCCGCAUACACCUUAACCUCCGAUCUCACCUAACCUAACUUAACCUUAUUAGCACUUCCACUGGCUAACAAAAAAACUUGAAAAAAAAAAAAGGUAAAAGAUAACAGGGAGGUAGACUCUUAUUGAAGUAUUAAAUUAAGGGUGGUCAGACUAUAAUUGUACUCGGUGAUUCACUACUCGAAAGUUGUUUAAAAUUGAGCAUUACAUCCUACUUCUGUCCUGGCCACCCAGUUGGUGAGGGGGUGGGCAAAACGUAAGCAAAAUUAGAGAGAUUUUGGCUCCACCCGUUUUUCACCGGACGUAGCUCGUCGAAUAGUGAAAAACUGAUUAUCACAAAACGGGAAAGGAGGAGUGUUGGCUACAAAAAAAAAGUCUAGGCCUUAAGUUAAUAGCAAAUGUCUAUUGUUAUUAAACCAAGUCUCCAAAAAAAAAAAGGGAAAAAGCAAAAUUACGAGUGUGGUGUUAUAUAAAGCAUAAGCUUCCAAAGUUAUAAAUAAUCGGUUCAGCUUUACGUUCUUGAGCGCUCAAUCCUUACAUAAGCCGGCCGCAUAACAGUCAUGUAAUACACAAAAGCUCAAAAUCAAUGAAUCAAUCCACUUUAGAACGGUAUAAAUUACACACAAAUACCAAUUUUUAAUGCUGUUGCUCUAUUUUCCUCUAGUGGAUGUUAAUCAGCAUGACUGUCUAGAACAUUCUGGAAUGGACGGACCUCAGUUUCAAAGGUCGUCGAGACACGAACUUCACCUUUUCCCUUGAACGACCUUCUUGGAAGUAUUGAUAAAAGAAAAUGCCUGUCGCUGGUUGUCCGAACAAACUUGUGCUUGUUAUUUAAUGCCUGGAAAUAAAAGGCCUAAAAGAAAGCAAAACCACCCUAAGUACCCAGUUACAUCAUGCCGCGCCAGAAGAGACCAUGUGAUAGGGAACAAAAAGUGAAAUUUCAAGAUAUUAACUGGUAUAACGAGCUUACCAGGUUGUUAGUGACCUUCCUCGCUAGUUAUCGGAGUUGUUUAAAUUCGCUUUACCCAAUAUAUUCAAAUCCACAAAACGUGAUAUCAUGCAAAUCAACCUUAAAAUAUGGGUGCGAAACUCCGAUGGGUUAUAUCCGCGUUAGCGUUCUAAAUCAAAAAUAUUGAAAAUAAUAAAAAACACACAAAAAGAUUUCAUUGGUCGAGAAAAAGCAUCCAACCGAUUCGAUAUCCCUGGCGGUGACAGACGGUUGCAACUUUUCAAUUUCGGGCGAAUUGAACGUUAUUGACUGGCAUUUGACUUGCGAUCGAUUAAAACAUUUUCGUGAAUCAAAGAUGAUUUUUUAUUGGGGAAAAAUGCCAAAAAUAAGUUCCUUUCCAUUACCUUACGCGAGAGACUUUGAAAGUUCUAACCUUAAUUGCGUUUGUUUACAUUGUAGCUAAGAUAAGUAAUAAUUAAAUUGGGAUUCCGAUCGUUACCCCAUUUUGAAAGUAGGACCAGUGAUACCGAGACAAGGUAACGCAAGUGGUAAUUUAAAUUUGCUUCCAAGCGUAGUUAAUGUUAAAUAUGUCAGCAAUUUCGAUUGGAAACCUCGAUGUCGCCGGUGAAAUUUAACACAACCAAUUAUUAUGAACAAAUGAUUGAAUUUGAAGUAAGUGCAAGGUGCAAAAAUUGUACACUAGUUGAGUACCGAUAGUAUGCCCAAAACUGAUUUAUAAACAUGCUUUCUAUUCUUUUAUUUUUUUAGUAUUUUACUGGCGGAUGCACCAUUUGUGCUUAGAAGGACGAGAAGAUGAGGCGUGAGCUGGAAUAUAG